AACAAACACUGAACAAAGUUGCCGUUGAUAUUAGAUUCAAUCAGUUACUUUCGAGUUGUUGGUUGGUUCAGAUCGUUCUGCUGCUCAUACAGUUUCGCGGUUGCAUUGUGAAGAUCAAGUGAAAAUUCUUUAGCAAACAACAUGGGAGGACUGGACAAGUUAAUACCAUGCACAGUUCAAGUGGCUAAAAUGAUCCAAAAAUCCGGCUGUGAUGUCCUCUGCAUCAUUGACCGUCAAAUUCCCAGUGAAUUGGUUGAACAGUUCAAUGAAUUCCGUUCAUUCGAUAAGGCAUUUGACAGUGUGGUCUCCUGCUUCAAGUCCCAAAAAUUGAAUUUGCCAGUGGUCUAUUCACCAGUACCCGAAUUGAGCGACUAUCAUGAUGUGCGUACCUAUCAACAGGCCGCAGCCAAAUCGCUACAAAGAGCUAUUAAGGCUGGUUUUAAAUCGCCUUUGUUAUUGAUUCCCGAGAGUAAAAAAUUCAGAAAUGUUGAGUUGUGUACCGUUUUGGGUGCCUUGGAAGAACUCUAUGUUCCCAUUCAAUUGCGAGAGGAUGUACCAGACAAGCGUCAACGCAUCGAAAAUUUGUCUGUUCUCAUUUCAAAUCCUAAAGCAGAAGAAAUUGUGAAAGAAGCCUUGGUUUUGGAAUCUGGAAGAUUUGUCGCUCGUGAUAUCGGUGUUGGUGAUCCAGAACGUAUGGCUCCACCACGUGUUGAAGAAUAUGUAAACAAGUUGUUUGAUGGUCUCAAAGUGACGGUUAUUAGUGAUGUCAAUACCCUUACCAAGGAAUAUCCACUUUUCGCUGCCGUUAAUCGUGCUGCAAACUCUGUAAAACGCCAUCAAGGACGUAUUAUCUUCCUCGAAUAUGUACCACCACAACCGGCCAAGAAGACCCUGAUGUUGGUGGGUAAGGGUGUUACCUACGACACUGGCGGUGCUGACAUCAAAGCUGGUGGCAUUAUGGCUGGUAUGUCGCGCGAUAAGUGUGGUGCUGCAGCUGUUGCUGGUUUUAUGCAGAUUGUCAAGGAACAAAAACCAGCUGAUGUCCAUGUUAUUGCUGCUUUAUGCAUGGUGCGUAACUCGGUCGGUGAAGAAUGUUAUGUUUCCGAUGAGGUUAUCACCUCCAGGGCUGGAGUUCGUGUACGUGUUGGCAACACCGAUGCCGAAGGACGUAUGUGCAUGGCUGAUGCUUUGUGCCGCAUGAAGGAAAUUGCUGUUGCUGAAAAUUUGCCCGAUCCUCAUCUUUUCACCAUUGCUACAUUGACUGGCCAUGCUUUUGUGGCUGCUGGCGAAGGUUACUCCAUCAUUAUGGAUAAUAGUGUGGCCCGUGCUGCUGAUCAUGCCCGUAAAUUACAAGAUAUUGGCACUUCAUUUGGCGAACCUUUCGAAGUUUCCGUUAUACGUCAAGAUGAUUUCGAUUUUAAUACAGGCAAAGUUAUCGGCGAAGAUAUUUUGCAGUGUAAUAAUUUGCCAUCUUCUCGUACACCUCGUGGUCACCAAGUGCCGGCUGCCUUCCUUAUGCAAACCACUGGUUUGGAUAAACACGGCCUGGAGUCACAGAAACCAUUGAAAUAUACCCAUUUGGACAUUGCCGCCAGUGCUGGUGAGCAUCCAAAGAUGCCAACUGCUGCUCCAAUUAUUGCUUUGGCAAAGGCCCAUUUAUCUUAAAAAGAGUAACAUUACUGUUCUCAUUGAUCUAAAAUUAUAUGGUUUAUCUGCGAUUUUGGUGAAUUGAAUUGUAUGUUUUUGCUAUGCGCUUUUUAUAUUUUUUAAUUUAAGUAUUACUGUUUCAAACAACUAAAUAAAACACACAUCACUACAAACAAAUUAAAUUGGGUUUUAUUUGAA
Molecule: messenger RNA, 1845 nt
Organism: Musca domestica (house fly)
Lineage: Eukaryota; Metazoa; Arthropoda; Insecta; Diptera; Muscidae
Gene: Dip-B
Product: putative aminopeptidase W07G4.4
Exons: 6
Coding region: 142-1665 (507 amino acids)
Biological process (GO): proteolysis
Cellular component (GO): cytoplasm
Molecular function (GO): manganese ion binding; metalloaminopeptidase activity
Source: RefSeq, a predicted model, not a curated record